AGCUUGAUCUCGCAUCGCAAAGCCACAACCAAACAACCUGUCAAUAUGGUAUACUACUUCUCGUCGAACACCGUGUCUCCGUCGGCCUUUAUUUACGUCGGCAAAGACAAAGUCGAAAACGAAGAGCUGAUAAAGUACGGCUGGGAUGAAGAUGUCUGGUUCCACGUUGACAAUCUCUCUUCGGCUCAUAUCUACGUCCGCCUACCAGAGGGCGAGGACUGGGAAAAGAUGAACAAGGAGUUAUUAAUCGACUGUGCGCAGUUGACAAAGGCGAACAGUAUUGAGGGCAACAAGAAAGACAACAUCACUAUUGUGUAUACGCCGUGGAGUAACUUGAAGAAGGAUGGCAGUAUGGCUGUGGGCCAGGUUGGGUUUAAGGAUCAGCGCAAGGUCAAGCGCAUACAUGUUGAGCAGAGGGAAAACGCCAUUGUCAACCGCCUGAACAAGACAAAGGUUGAAAAGUUCCCUGAUCUGCGUGAAGAGCGAGAGGCGAGGCGUGCCGAGUUGAGGAAGCGGGAGCAGGGUGCAGUGCAGGCAAAGAGGAAAGAAGAAGCGCGCGUUGCCAGAGAGCGCAAGGAGCUCGCUUGGCGGAGAGACCACGCCUAUGACGACGUCAUGACUGAGGACCAUCUCGAGGAAAGCAGUAAUCAGAACCGCGACGAGAACUUCCUUGAUGACUUCAUGUGAGGCUCCCUCAAUGCUCACGCGAUUAUGGUCUAGUGCAAGUGCGCGGCAGACGGGCGCUUUGCGAGGGCUUCGAGGCAGCGGUACCAUUUGUUGCCUCAUCUAGGAUCGCGAAGGGUCAUUGCUGGCAGGCAAAGCCCUAUACUUUCGUUCAACAUACAGAUGUUGUGAUUGAAAACAUCGUAUGCAGUCGUCUUGAUCUCGAGUUCAUCGCGGGUUCUGGCAUGUCAGCCUCACUGUGUUGGGCUCUGAGCGAGGCACGGGGACAUACAGAGUCUUCGCUUUGUGCCUUGCGUGGCCUCCUUGACUCUGUAACCACCAUACAAACAAUAA
Molecule: messenger RNA, 1017 nt
Organism: Bipolaris sorokiniana ND90Pr
Lineage: Eukaryota; Fungi; Ascomycota; Dothideomycetes; Pleosporales; Pleosporaceae
Exons: 4
Coding region: 46-687 (213 amino acids)
Source: RefSeq, a predicted model, not a curated record